Argiope bruennichi is the source of this 4530-nucleotide messenger RNA. RefSeq names its product amyloid beta A4 precursor protein-binding family B member 1-interacting protein-like. Bases 428 to 3595 code for a protein of 1055 amino acids. NCBI's taxonomy places the organism in Eukaryota, Metazoa, Arthropoda, Arachnida, Araneae, Araneidae. The record is from RefSeq and is a predicted model, not a curated record. Gene Ontology annotation, biological process: signal transduction. The transcript has 12 exons.
CGCUCUGUUCGUAUUCGGAUGUAUAAUGGUGAUAACAAAAAAUAUAUUUCAAUAGUCAUCAUUAUCUUGUGGAUUAUAUGUGUUUAUAGAGUUACUUAAUUAUAAAUCACCAUGUUAAUUUUUUACCCAUAAGGAUUUAUAAGCAGUAUGAUUUCAGAACAAACGCUUUUUGUGAUUCGUUAAUCGGGAUAGCCUUCAUUGGAAUAGAGUAGAAAUGGCGCCUCUUUCAUUUUGUACGCAUGCGCUCCACUUCGGAGAUAUCAGCUUGUGUUGCUUUUGGUGAAAAUGAGAAGAAAAUUGAAUCGAAACAUGCCUUUUAUUUUGGAUAUUAAUAGCAAGCUUUCAUCAUUUACUGGGACUAGACAAUGUUUUAAGUGGUCCAAGAACUCCAACUAGUUGCGAUAAGCUUUCCAUCCCGACUCCCAGAAUGGAUAGCUACAGAUUGUCAUUGGCCACUCUAGAAGAUACCCAAGACAUUGAAUUAGAUGCAAUUUUGGGAGAGCUCUGUGCCUUAGAAAGCUCGCUGGAUCCAGAUCUCCUGCACAGAGGGCAUGCUCGUAGCGUCAGCACUGUCAUCCAGAGUAAUAUUACUGGCGAAAACAUUCGCUAUUCAACUUCAGGGAUGUCUGUUGCUCAGGAGGUUACGCCUCCAACCUCUCAAUCUGGCCAUAAGCGCUUCUUUACCCACCGGCGCUCUAGUUCUGGAGGCACAAAAUCAAAAUUCGAAAUUGGUGGCGAUUUAGACUGUGAUCAAGUAAAGGGACACAAGAUGGAAUUGAGCGUGAGGACUGAUAGUCCAGAUAAUGACUCUGCUUUUUCAGAUAGUGUUUCUAUGCUUUCUUCAGAAUCAUCUAUUUCAUCCGGAGGGAGGACUGAUACCGGAAUAUCUAGUCAAGGUUCAUCCAAAACUAACAGCAUAGCAUUAGUUCCAUCUCCAACUCAACUAUUAGAUAACAUAUCUAGACGAUUACGAGCCUUAAAAGUUGAAGUGGAAAAAGAAAAUUCACCACCAGCAGAACAGGCUGCUCGUAUUAAAGCUGAAAAGAUCAGGAUUGCUUUGGAGAAAUUAAAAGAAGCCAGUAUUAAGAAGAUCUUUAUUAAAGCUUUCAGCGCUGAUAACAGUGCUAAGAGCUUGUUGGUUGAUGAAAGGAUGACUGUGGGACAAGUUUGUCGUCUGCUGGCAGACAAGAAUCAUGUCCCUAUGGAUCCCAGGUGGUCUCUUGUUGAACAUAUACCAGAGUUAUUUAUGGAAAGAAUUUAUGAAGAUCAUGAAUAUGUUGUUGAAAAUCUGUUACUGUGGGCUAGAGAGUCUCCAAAUAAAUUGCAAUUUUUUGAAAGAGAUGAAAAAUAUGACUUAUUUAUUAAUCCUGAGGAGUACCUUUUAAUGGGUAGUUCUUCUGAAAGAGGAUCGGAUAUGGAUGAUGAUGCAAAAACCGCUCUUCUUGAAGAAUUUUUUUCUUCAUCAAGUGUUCCUGAAGUUGAAAGUGCAUUAUAUUUAAAAAGUGAUGGCAAAAAAGCGUGGAAGAAACAUUAUUUUGUUCUCAGGGCUUCUGGUAUUUAUUACUGCCCUAAAGGUAAAUCCAAGUUAUCAAAAGAUUUAAUAUGCUUAACAACUUUUGAAAUGAACAAUGUAUAUACUGGAUUUGGUUGGAAAAAGAAAUACAAAGCACCAACUGAUUUUGGUUUUGCUAUAAAACAUCCCCAAAUACAAACAAAAUCAUCUAAAUACAUAAAAUAUUUGUGUGCUGAAGAUGAACAGACUUUACGUCAGUGGGUAAUGGGAAUACGCAUUGCAAAAUUUGGGCCUAUAUUAAAAGAAAACUAUGACAAUCUUAUGAGAGAUAUUGUUGAAGAAGAUUUGGAAACACUUGCACAUGCACGAAGUUUCUCGGUAUCAUCGAUGGCUAAAACACUUGCUGUAAGUUCAGAUAGUUCUGGCAGCUCAGGUAGUCCAGAUAGACAAGAUAUUUCUCUUGAAGAUGUUGUUUUUUCUGGUCCUCACCCUGCCUCUCUAACACCAGAACAGUCUGAAGCUGAUGUUUUAAGUAAUCGCAGCUCAGAAUCGACACCUACACCCACACCAAUGGAGUGGACAAAUCCUCGAGGAUCUAUGUUUCGCCAUGAUUCUGUGAAAUCAAGUAGCAGUAGUAGUGGAUGUAUGUCAGAACGAUCUAGUGUUAGUACUCCAACAGCAGAGCAAGUACCAUUUGAACCUAACGAUAUGCCUCUAGGAACUUUAAAAAGGAAACCAAGCAUGACUCCCAAGAUUCCGUUAACUAACACAACUCGUAGCAUUGUCAAGCAGUCUGAUGAUAGUUUGCCUCCAUCUCUGGCUUCUGAUAGGCUGUCUCAUAGUAAUAGCAUUGGAAGCAACUCAACUCUGUCCAAAACUCUGGGUCGUAGAUUCAGCUUACGUCGCUCUCAAACUGAAGAUCAAAUCAUGGUUAAUGGGAUUAUGAAAAGUCUUCAAAGAAAAUCAUCUGAAGCAGCAGCUUUUAAUCCAGAUCAUUUGGGUGGGUUUACACUCCCUCCACCGCCAUUAAGUGUAAGUACUUCAAUUGAAAGCUUGGAUAUUGCACUUCUUCCACCACCACCACCUGAAGCCUUCAGAGGAAGUACUGCAAGUCUUGAUUCUCUACCUCCACCUCCACCACCUUUAGAUUUAUCAGAAGAAUACAGUUGGCCAAGCACCUCAAGUCUUAAUUCACUACCUCCUCCUCCUUCACCACAAACUACUCCUACUAAAGAAAGACAUCCUAAAGCUAAAGUUCCAGCUUCUCCGGUUAGAGACAGACCUCCUUUGUUUAUACCUCCAAAAGCUAGAAAUGCUGAUCGUCGCAUGUCUGAAGCAGAUAUUCAACAGCCUCUCCCAUUUUUGGCUGAACUAAAAGGAGUGUCAAGUUUGUCUCGAGGUUCCACCAAACCAAUGCAGAGAGCCCUUGUUGACAAUGAAAUGUGGAGAAAUAAUUCUAAUAAAUUUGGCAUUUUGCCAUCUUCAAAUCCUAAUACCAUGGUAGAUAGACGGGCCAGUGCUCCUCAAGUUCCCAAAACAUUGGACAUUGUACCUAAUUUGCCUCUUAACUCUGUGCCACCUCCACCACCACCCCCUCCUCCACCCCCCACUUCUACCAUACCUACAAAAACUGUGAAAUUUUUUGAGCGUCCUUCUCCACCAAUGAGAAGUGACGAUACUCGGCUAUCUCAAAAUGCCUCUGGACUUCUGCGACGAACUCAGACUCCUGCCACACUUCCAGGCCACAAGGCUUCUCCAAUACCUUGUCCUCCAGACACUUUCCUUAAAGAUCUUCAGAAAGUUAUGGAAAAGAAAUGGAAGGUUGCGCAACAGUUAUCUGUUGAUUUGAGUGCAACACCAAAUGAAAUUCUUGGUUUUCGGGACCCAUGUUAUUUACCUCCUGUUUCUCAGUCUCAAACUUUGGGUCCACCUCCUCCACCACCCCCACCACAUACCAUGAGACCUAGAUCAUCUUCACAGAGUAAGCAGCGCAAAUCCUAUGAAGACUCGGCUACGCCAAAGAAACGACCACCUCCUCCACCUCCAAAGAGAAGUGAAACGACUCAAUUAUCUAACCGAUAAUUGUGAAUUUCAUUCUACUAUAGGGCUCAAUUUCGGUGCUCUGAUUAAGAAAACUCUCUUUGAGUUCUUCCAAGCUUUUUUGGUUACAUAUUCUCACUUUGGAAAAGUGUUUGCUGAAAAACAAACCUUUGAUAGGUUUAUGUGGAACUACUUUUCUUAUGCCAUUUUUUUAACCAUGACAGUUUUAUAAUAUUCAUUUUUACAAACUUUUGUCUGUGAAUGCAUUAAGAAAAAUUUGUAAUGGGAAGAUCUCUUCUUUUUCAUCAUAAUUCUUAUGAAUAAUAGUAUUUGUUGAGGUAUGUGACAAAUACUAUUCAUUUGUUUUUACUUUUUUUAGUCGAAAUGAUGCUUAUUUUCAAUGAAAGUAAAAAUAUUAAUUUAUUUUUAAAGAUAUUACAUUUUAGAGAAUAUGAACUUCAUUUGGCUUUCUUAGACCUUCAAAUUAAUAAAUUUUUUUAAGAAUCAUAUCUCAUUAUUCAAAAUUGUAACCAUAUGACCAGUUAAAAUGUGAUAUUGUAAAAUGCUCAACAUUGCAUUUCCUGAAUAUGCAAGAAUCAAAUUUUUAAUGGAAGAAAAAUUUAACCAAAAUUUUUAAUGUGUUAGAAUUAAGUGCUUGUUGCAGUCCCAGUAAUUUCAGCUCUGCUUUUUUUCAUUUUUAAUUUUCAUUCAAACAAAAAUAAUUGAUUUUGUAUAACAGUUAUUGGAAUUCACUUGUUGUAAUGAUGAAAAAGUAGGUCCAUUGUUUUUGUAAAAAUGGUACCACAAGGAAUUGUUUAAAAAGUAUUUCAAUAAAAUUAAUCAAGAAUUUUUUUCCCAAAUGUUAAUUAAGGCAUUGCUUUGUUAAGAAUAUCUUUCAGAUGCAUAUUAGUUACAGAAGUUUAUUUUUCCUGCAGACUGUUAUUUCAGUAUUGUUAAAAUAAAAAACUUGAUGAAUC